AUGGGCCUCAAGAAGCCCUCCGCGGGUUUCAUUCAGCCUCCCGAAGGCGAUCUCAGCGCCCUGAACAACGCUCAGAUCGAGCUGUUCUGGCCUGACGACGGGAUGUGGUACAAGGCGGAGGUUGUGAGCCUGAACACCCGCAACAGGAGCGCCAAGGUGUUGUACGCGACCGGGGACGUUGAAACCUUGAGCAUCGACGAGAUAGCUCAGGAAGGCCAUCUCAACGUAUGCACCUAA
Micromonas commoda is the source of this 237-nucleotide messenger RNA. RefSeq lists its product with no specific name. Lineage: Eukaryota; Viridiplantae; Chlorophyta; Mamiellophyceae; Mamiellales; Mamiellaceae. The transcript has 2 exons. Bases 1 to 237 code for a protein of 78 amino acids. The record is from RefSeq and is a predicted model, not a curated record.